CCAGUGGGACAGCCAUGGAGGACACCCUCACCUGCAGCCACGCCACCUUCUCCCAGGUGUUUGGACGUCAGGGACAGCUCAUGCAAGCCACCGUCCAGUCUCUGAACAGCCUGAACGACCAGAUUGCUCAGUUCAUGGUAACGCGACCCUGUAGCUUGGCGGACGAGGACGAGGCCUUCUUGCCAGGGGAGAGGGACACCUUGAGGAAGUCCAUGACCCUGAUGAGACACCUCCUUAUGGAUGCUCAGGGGAAAAUCCUUAAAAUGAUGGAGGACAACAAACAGCUGGCACAGAGGAUUGAUGGGGCCAUCCAGUCUGCCAGUCAGGAAGUGACCAACCUCCGCUCCGAGCUCUCUGCCACCAGCCGCAGACUGGCAGAGCUGGGUGCCAGCAGCCCCCCUGCCUUGGAGAACCACCACCAGCACAACCACCACGAUGACAGCCUUCACUACCGGGAUCCAUCAGUGCAUCGCAGGCAGAAGACAGUGGUGACAGACAUGUGCUACCCGACGGAGAUAUCCAGCCUGAUGGACUUUGGCACUCCAGACUGCUCGCUAGGCAAAGUGCUGUUGCGUGAGGAGGUGGUCCAGCUUCAAGAGGAGGUCCACCUGUUGAGGCAAAUGAAGGACAUGUUGAGCAAGGACCUGGAGGAGACCCAGGGAGGCUGCUCCGCCAAUCUGCUCUCUGCCACCGAGCUCCGUGUGCAGCUGGGUGACAAGGAGCAGGAGCUGGACCGUGCCAAGGAGGCCUUACAAGCUAUGAAAGCCGACCGUAAGCGACUAAAAGUGGAGAAAGGAGACUUGGUGAGUCAGAUGCAGCAGCUGUACACGACACUGGAGAGCAGAGAGGACCAGCUGCGAGAAUUCAUACGCAACUACGACCAGCACAGAAAGGAGAGUGAGGACGCAGUGAAAGUCCUGGCGAAGGAGAAGGACAUGCUGGAGAGGGAGAAGUGGGACCUGAGGAGGCAGACCAAAGAAGCCACGGAGCAGGCCAGCAUCCUGCGCUCUCAGAUGGACAUGAAGGAGAACAGGAUUAAAGAGCUGGAGGCCGAGCUCACCAUGGCUAAACAGUCUCUGGCCACUCUGACAAAAGACGUACCGAAGCGACACUCCUUGGCCAUGCCGACAGAACCCGUGGUGAACGGCAGUCAGGAGUGGGUGAUGCAGGCUGACCUGCCGCUCACAGCCGCCAUCCGGCAGAGCCAACAGACCCUCUACCACGGACAUGUCUCAGACAGACAGGCCGUGGUUAGGAUCAGCCCCUGCCACUCUCGCCAGCCCUCUGUGAUCUCUGAUGCCUCCGCGGCUGACGGGGACCGCUCGUCCACCCCUAGUGACAUCAACUCACCUCGUCACCGGACCCACUCCCUCUGCAAUUCCAUGGAGGACCUGGAAGACCAGAAGCGUAAGAAGAAGAAGGAGAAGAUGACUCUGGGAUCCCUAUCACGGGUGUUCGCUCGGGGCAAGCAGCGCAAGUCACUGGAUCCCGGCUUGUUUGAUGACUCUGACAGCCUCACACAGCAGAGCCUGUCUGACGGAGAAGAGCAGCUGGACCGCCUCCAGCAGGCCGAGCUCACUCGAAACACGUGCAUGUCAGUGUGGAGGGCAGGUGCAGUCCAGGCCUGGAUGGAGGUUGUCAUGGGAAUGCCCAUGUACACCCGAGCCUGCUCGGAAAACGUCAAAAGUGGCAAGGUGCUGCUAGGCCUGACAGAUGAUGAUUUAGAGCUGGGUCUGGGCAUCACUAAUCCAAUUCAUCGCAGGAAAGUCAGACUGGCCAUCGAGGAUUAUAGAAGAGCAGAAGGGGAGCAGGGACUAUCAAAAGCAUCCGAGCUGGACCAUCAUUGGGUUUCGACGUCAUGGCUGAGUGACGUGGGGCUGCCUCAAUACUCCCAAACCUUCCAGGCUCACUUAGUGGACGGACGGGUGCUGAACUCCCUCAGCCGCAGAGACCUGGAGGUCUUCCUCAACAUCGGCGACCAGUUCCACCAGACUAGUCUACUCCUGGCAAUCCAGCUCCUGCAGAUGCUCAGCUUUGAUAAAGAGGCCCUGCAGGCACGGCGGACAAAAUGUGACCACCAAAACCGGGACCCCAUUGUUUGGACAUGUCACAGAGUGAUGAAGUGGGUCAGAGACAUAGACCUCAAGGAGUUUGCAGACAACCUUCAGGGUAAAGGGAUUCACGGUGCUGUGAUGGCUCUGGAUCCGUCCUUCGACACAAACGCCAUGUCCAAAGCUCUGGGAAUCCCCAGCAACAAACACAUGCUGCACCGGCACCUCUACGAAGAGUUGAAAACACUUUCAGUCCCUCACAGUAAUGCAGAGCAAGGCUCUGAGGUCGUCGGCCCUUGUUCACCUGUGACUGCAAACCGCUUUGCAGAUGAGCGCGUGUCUAUGAGAAGAUCGGGAAAGAGUCCACUGAGGUUACGUGCAAACAGCCACUCUGUGGAGCGAGGUCUGGGCUUCCACAGCAGCUGCGGCUCUCUGCCCAGGGAGGCCAGAGUGCAGGCGGUCCCCCGCGCCAAAGGCAGCCCGGUGCACACCUACAAGAGCGUCGAAAUCACCAACGUCUGAACCAGCCUCUGCCACUGAGAUAUUUACCAUUGUUUACAAUAUAACUGUAUCAUAAAGACCUAUGCUUGACAUUUAAGAAACCUUAAAGGAGUAUAUCAUUUAAUAAUCAAAAUGUAUUUUUAUUUGGACCAGCGUAAUUACAAACGCAUAACACGUUCUCUAAACAGGAAAUAGAAAAAACUUACAUCAGUUUAGAAGGUUUUGAGUUGACUAAAUAAGUUUUAUAUAUUAAUGAAAACAUAUACUGACAUCAUAGAUGAAAAGAGGAGAGAGGAAUAACUGAAACCAGUGUUUGAUGCCUUAUAGGUCUGAUAUGAUCUUAAUAGGUCUGUACCUUAUUACUAUUUAUUUACUAUCACUGUUCUAAAAAUGUUGGUUGUUUUUCCUGUUGUUGCACAUGCAAGUAAAUGAAGAAUCAUGAUUACAUUAUAGAGAAAAAAGUAUUUUAAUAGGUUUUAUUGUAGAGCUGUGUAUCUGCUGUUACUUUGAGUCAACCAGGGCCCUGUUCUUCCUACAUGGAUUGAUGAAUUAUCCAGACAUGCGGAGGAUUUGAGUGCAGUAUUGUGACAAAGAUCCUUUACAUGAACCUUUUACAUUCCUUUUGAAACUUGGGCCAAACUAAAACACUGAAGUACACAUCAAAUAUAUUGUUUUCAGGUUUCUGUCAUUGAGGGUAGUUAAUACAGUGCUCAUCUAUCACCAAGUGACAAUUUUUCCAAGAGGUUUUGUUCAUGUUGUUAAAAACAGGAUAUGACAUCAUAAUGAUUGACAGGACAUUACUGCACACACUCUCCAAACUCACAAGAUGCCGCUGCACAUAUCCCCUGGACGUUAGCAUCUGUUUGACCUACAGUUUAUGGUUGAAACGGUCAAAAUAUAGUAGAACAAAAUGAAAAUGUAAAAAAGUCUCUAUGAAUUUAUUGUCCCUUUGAGUACUACUCCCAACAUCCACAAUGCAGCCCCAUUAUAAGCACUCAGCCAGUAAUAAUAACCCUGAUCUGAGGUUCAUCUGUUAAUUAUUAGGAUUAACAAAUCAAUCCUCACACUGCCUCAAUCACUCUUAAAGGACGGGGCCCUGAACAACACAUCACGUCACCUCAUUACCGGUAAAACACAACAUUACCAGUAAAAAAACAUGAAACAUUUGAAAGAGCUAAAUUUGCUACCACUAUUACCAAGAAGAAGUAGUUUUUGUUUAUUUUGUGAAACAGCAGUUUGUAGCACACAAAACAAUGUUUACUUGCAAAAACUGUUACAAUCAAUUUUGCCAUCAGUGUUACUUAAAAAAAAAAAAAAACACACAUCUGUGGUUUUUAUUUAGAUGUAAAAGAUUGACGAUUUUACUUACAAAAAUGCUCCUCUGUGAUAUGUAGAUAAAAUAAACAGCUGAAUGUUUGAUUAUGAAA
Molecule: messenger RNA, 3979 nt
Organism: Mugil cephalus (flathead mullet)
Lineage: Eukaryota; Metazoa; Chordata; Actinopteri; Mugiliformes; Mugilidae
Gene: kaznb
Product: kazrin, periplakin interacting protein b
Exons: 17
Coding region: 15-2573 (852 amino acids)
Molecular function (GO): protein binding
Source: RefSeq, a predicted model, not a curated record